This is a messenger RNA of Frieseomelitta varia, 723 nucleotides long. RefSeq lists its product as uncharacterized. Bases 1 to 723 code for a protein of 240 amino acids. The record is from RefSeq and is a predicted model, not a curated record. NCBI's taxonomy places the organism in Eukaryota, Metazoa, Arthropoda, Insecta, Hymenoptera, Apidae. The transcript has a single exon.
AUGACUUCGCCGAGGCACGCCGAUCGAUUCGUCGAUUGCCCGGGACCGUGCAACCCGCGGAACAGAGUGUGUCGACGAACCUGCGUUCAGAACGUCAUGUCGAUCUUGGAUGAGCUACCGCCGUGUAUUCGAGCGAGGAUCUGCCAGGAAGACCUGCUCGCUGUGCUCAUGAAGGACCAAGAGAUCGAGCAGGAAUCAGUUAAUCCACUUCCGGUGGAACCGACGAGGGAGACUCGGCCGGAACCAACGCAGAGACCGAAGAAAGAUUUGUCAACGUCGAGUCGUUACAAGCCGGACAAUGGGAAACCAGAGCGAGACAAAGACGCGGAUAAUCCCUACCCAACUGAACAGAUGAUAGGGGAAGGAACGCAGACGAUGGAAGAGAAACACGUGCAAACUACGGAACAGAUUGUUCACGAGGUGACGUCGAGAUACAGAUCGGUGUCCGCGGGAACGAGAAGUCUUCGCCAACGGACCGAGGACGCGUCGAUCCUGGCUCGCAGUAUCGCCAACACUGGAAUACGCGGAAUACGUACGCUCGGAUCGACGAGAAUGCCGUCGUGUCCUUGCUCUCUGAUCAACACGGCAGUCUACGUCGGUUUGCUCCUUCUGCUGGCGAUAUUCGCCAGGCACAGUCCGACUUAUCAAAUUUUUCUGUCCAGUCAGAUCUGCGGAAUCCUCGCUAUACUCAGCUGGAAAUUCUCCGGCAGAGUUCCGAUAUAA